GUCCUUGACAUUGUAAACAACAAUGAACGUAGGUUAAGCGAUUUACAUUUAACACAAUCAAUUGACGUGUUAAAUAGCCUGCGUGAAAAUAUUAGACAUAUUUCGGAAAGACAUAAUUUUCAAAUAUUUGUUCCAAAUGCGCUAAAUACACCAGCAACAUUCGAAAUCACUGAUUUCAUGAUAUCAGUAGAAGAAUAACUUAAACAAAAGCAAGAACAAAUCGAAAUAGUCAACAUGGCUCAAUCACCAGUAGAUUUUCUUAAGAUAGCCUUAUCGCUCUUACCAGAGUUUGAUGGCAAGGCAGAAAAUUUAAAAAGCUUCAUAGAUGCUCUGAAUCUGGUAGAUUCUCUAAAAGAAACACACGAAGCACUUGCUGUAAGUCUUCUUAAGACAAAACUAAAAGGCCAUGCCAGGAACCUGAUAAGUGAUGAGAACACUAUUACAGCUCUCAUAUCGAAACUAUCGGACAAAUUAAAAGGAGAGUCAGUAGAAGUUAUUUCUGCUAAACUUCUAAACUUACAACAAAAGAGCAAAACGGCCAAUCAAUAUACCCAAUAGGCUUAAAAUUGAAAAAAAAAGUCCCUUGAAGGAGUCUAUAUCAGUGAAGGUCUAAGCCAAUCACUUGCAAACACUACAAGAGCCGUAAAACCUAUGACCCAAAAUUGUUCGAUUGAUAAGGUAAAACUUAUCAUGCAGGCAGGCACAUUCACAAAUAUGAAUGAUGCCGUCUCCAAAUUUGUCAAUAGUUGCACGGAGGUAACAGGUCAAAGUAACACUGUCCUGUAUUAUCGACGAGGUGUAAAUCAAAAUAAUAGACGAGGCCGAAGUUAUAAUCGUGGCAAAAAUUACAACCACAACAAUUGCAACUGCGGCGGUAAUAACAACAACAACAACAAUAAUUACAAUAACCGUGCAGGAAGACGAGGCCAAAAUCGGGGAAGAGGCCGCGGGAACUCCAACCAAGACAAAACUGACUGGGAUGUCUGGAUUCAAUAUUUCACAUAUUGCUUCAACACUUCAACACCAUCAGCAACGCAUGAGUAUUGUACAUACGAACUAGUAUUUGGCCGACUACUAAAUAGUUCAUAGAUUUAAAUAAAACUAAUUACAUAGAUCCUAUUUAUAAUCUAGAUGACUACUCUAAGGAAAUAAAGUUUCGAUUAGAAAUAGCAUAUAAAAGAGCUGGAAUUAUGUUAGAAAAAGCCAAGGCUUAUAGGAAAUUAGCA
Messenger RNA from Drosophila virilis, 1226 nucleotides. The record is from RefSeq and is a predicted model, not a curated record. Lineage: Eukaryota; Metazoa; Arthropoda; Insecta; Diptera; Drosophilidae.